Molecule: messenger RNA, 513 nt
Organism: Colletotrichum chrysophilum
Lineage: Eukaryota; Fungi; Ascomycota; Sordariomycetes; Glomerellales; Glomerellaceae
Exons: 2
Coding region: 1-513 (170 amino acids)
Source: RefSeq, a predicted model, not a curated record
AUGACGACCGCCGACGGAGAGCAGAUCCAGCCGGAGACGUACUUUGUGAAGCGCACGGAACACUGUCCCAAUAGCGAUUUUCCUGUGCUAGUGUAUCGUGGAGUGUUGGGCACUGGCGACGAGCUGGAUGAGGAUGAGGUAUCAGAGAAGUUGCAGCAGUACGGAUGGGUGAAGAAAGGCCGUUCUGAGCUCGUCUUCGGCGAGGGCGGCUCUGAUCCCGCCGGCAGCGGCGUGCGGUGCUGGGUGCGACCCGGCGAUGUUGUUGUCGUUCCGGCCGGUGUGGCGCAUGCUUCCGUCGCUGAUGAGAAGGCGGCACCGGGGGAGAAGGAGUAUCGAUAUGUUGGAGUGUAUCCUGAGGAAUCUCCGCAGUGGCGGAGUGAGAUGGGGAGGAAACCGUUACAGGAGAAGCAGGGUCUAGUCGAGGAGGUCGAAGGGGUGGGUUUACCGAGGAUGGAUCCUUUGUAUGGAGUCGAUGGGCCGUUGAUAAAGAUAUGGAAGGCUGCGAGGGGUUAA